Messenger RNA from Myxocyprinus asiaticus (Chinese sucker), 6801 nucleotides. RefSeq names its product lysine-specific demethylase 9-like. Bases 732 to 3098 code for a protein of 788 amino acids. Gene Ontology annotation, cellular component: nucleus. The record is from RefSeq and is a predicted model, not a curated record. Lineage: Eukaryota; Metazoa; Chordata; Actinopteri; Cypriniformes; Catostomidae. The transcript has 7 exons.
GGCUGUUUCAGACAGAACGCGUUCUAGGUGUAAAACAAAAACUCGACAAAGCACAACGAAUGGAAACGCAGGUGUCUUGAGAGGCGCUUUUAACAGUUAAAAUUGUUUUUUUUUUACUUGAUACGGCGUCUUAAAACGCGCUACUGCACAGCGACAAUCGGCCGCAACGGUCAAAGACGUCAGUCUGGCGCAUUUUAACAGAGAAAAACUAUUUAUAAACGGCACGGACGGACGGAAAACGUUUCGGAGGGAACGGCCCAAUACAGUGGAAAAAACAGCAAAGACGUCCUUCUGUCGCGUGUGUAUAUUACAAAACAUCGAUAAAACGGUACGUUUAAGCGCCCGGUGUGAACGCCCCCUUAAGAAAUACUGAAGCACAAUUAUAAUUAUCAUCGUGGUGUAUUACAUUACUGUUAUAGUUUAUCUUCAAAUUCUAGAUCCUUGUUUUGUUGCUAAUAAGCUCAACGAAUGCAAAGAAGCGCACAGAAAUCCCUCCUCAACUCGACGCAACGGAACCGCCCAGUCCAUGAAUCUGGCUACAGUAUUACGUCAGCCACUGGACAAGGUGCGUGCAGUCGCGCACGCAUCUCAUGAACCAUUGCCGAACAGAAACAGGAAACAUCACUACCCACAAAGCUACCGAUAGCGCACAUGCGAACUCUGACCGUGAACGCUACAAACGAGCGGCCUCUGAUUGGAUAUAGACCAAGGAACUACAGAUCCCAGUAGACAUGCGCAAAAAGUCCCUUUUUAAGCCUUUUAAAUAUAUGUGCAAAAUGGCUGCACAGGUCGAUUUGCUGCGCGUCAAAGUAGAGGAGAAGAGCAGGGACAGCUUUGACAAAGCCACCAAAGAGAAGAAAAAGAAGAAAAAACGCGAAUGCUCGCCGUCCGAUGACAAGCGCGUGAGAUCGGAAAAGGAAGCGAAGAAAAUAAAGCUACAUCACCACCAACAUGCCCAACAACGAGUGCAUCCACCGCACCAACAACAGAACAGUCAAGCGUGCAACUUUAGCGGCAACAGCAAAGAGCAGGCACCUGUGCAACAUCGCCAUCAUCACAAUCACCACCACCACAGCUCCAAGAAAGAGUUACCUCCGGGCUGGCCGCCGCGGAAAGUGCCACCAGCAGCCCACGUCCCGCAGAAGACAUCGGUGCCUGCGGUCCUGCCUCCUUCCCCGCUGUUCACUUUCACGCCGCUCAAAGUAGCGAAGGCCAAGCCCCUGAAUAACAAACCGAAACACACCGAGAAGGACGUGAAACUCAAGCCUAAGAAGGAAAAUGCCGAGGUCAAUGUUAAAGUGGGGCAAUUCAAGAAGAAUAAAGAGUCCCAUAGUGAGAAUGGCAAAACCCAGACGCUGGAGGAAUACCUCCUUAAGAAAAAGAAAAAGAAGAAGCGGCAUCGUGAAGAUGAGCGUGGCAAGAAGUUGCGCAUGCACAAUAAAGAGGUCCAAACGGUGUGGGCAGGAUUGACAGGAGGCAAUCCUCCACCUUCUGAAGACCCCACAGUGAUUACAUACCUCAAAGAUGAAAAGCUCUGUCACACAAGCUCUGGCUUAGAUGAGUACCACACUCCCAAAGGUAUGAAGAUGCCCUUCCUCUCACACCGAGACCACUUCAUUCGCAGCUCGUGGCUUCAGACCAACACCUCCUUCAGUAGACUCAUCCAUGAAGAAAAGCAGCCCAAUGGAGGGGCAUCGGUACUACACGCUUAUGCAGAUGAGCUGUCCUUACUGCAGCCGGGAGACACUGAGAAAUUUGCUCAGGAGUUUCUGGAACUCGCCUUUGCUGAAAAGCCUAAAGGAGCGGCGCGCUAUGCACUCGCAGUGGUGCACGGAGCGGCUGCUUACCUGCCUGAUUUCUUGGACUAUUUUGCCUUCAAUUUUCCCAGUACGCCAGUCAAAAUGGAGAUCCUUGGCAAGAAGGACAUUGAGACCACCACAAUCGCCAACUUCCACUCCCAGGUGAGCCGGACAUAUUGCUCUGGGACGUAUAGAGCUGGCCCCAUGAGGCAGAUCAGUCUGGUGGGUGCAGUAGAUGAGGAGGUGGGCGAUUAUUUUCCAGAGUUCUUGGACAUGCUGGAGGAAUCUCCGUUUCUGAAGAUGACUUUGCCGUGGGGCAGUCUGUCCAGCUUAAAGCUAGACUGCAGGUCCCAGAGUGAUGAUGGUCCCAUUAUGUGGGUGAGGCCUGGAGAGCAGAUGGUUCCAACGGCCGAUAUGCCCAAGUCUCCAUUCAAGAGGCGAAGAUCUAUGAAUGAGAUCAAGAACUUGCAUUACCUACCGAGAACCAGUGAACCACGCGAGGUUAUGUUUGAGGAUCGGACAAGAGCUCACGCUGAUCACGUCGGCCAGAGCUUCGACUGGCAGAGUACAGCAGCUGUAGGCGUCCUGAAAGCAGUGCAGUUUGGGGAAUGGAGUGACCGGCCACGGAUAACCAAAGAUGCGAUCUGUUUUCAUGCUGAGGACUUUAAUGAAGUGGUUCAGAGGCUUCAGCUGGACCUGUAUGAGCCACCUGUGUCACAGUGUGUCCAGUGGGUGGACGAUGCCAAACUCAACCAGUUAAGGAGGGAAGGCAUCCGAUACGUUCGUGUGCAGCUCUGUGAUGACGACAUCUACUUCAUCCCCCGCAAUGUCAUCCACCAGUUCAAAACCGUCUCGGCCGUGUGCAGUCUCGCCUGGCACAUCCGCCUAAAGCAGUACCACUCUGACGAGGAGGAGUCAGUGGAGGUAAAGACAAAUGACCUGUGCUCCACAUCCUGUCCACCCCCAUCUUCCUCGUCCCCUGCUCACCCCAACACCAAAGUCACCUCCUGUGCUCAGCUACAAAUGGACACCGUACAAGGUGGAGUGGCGAAAACAGACGAACUGGUCUUCCAGAGGCCCGCAACGCCACCUAGAGAGCCGCAAUCUGCCCUUCCGCAGCCGGCUAAAUCCGCCCACACCCCCGCCACUGCUCUCUGUUCUGAGAUCAGCCCUCUCUCAGCGUCCUCGCCCACACCAGAGCCAAUGCUUCCAGAGGCUCCAGUCGAGCCUGCAACUGACUCCCCACUGAGCAGCAGUGGCAGUGGAGCCCAGUACAGGUCCACGGAUUUCCUUAAAUGAAUUCCCAAAUGCUUCCUUUUGCAGAGGGGUGGAACUUUAUUUAACUGACAUUCCGCAGAGUAAAUAAUGGAAUAUUUGGACUUUGCCUAAAAUUAUGAAGACUGUAUAUUUGUUUCUUUUUUAGAUUUUGGUUAAGAAAGUACUUCUUAGGUUUUUCUCAACCAAAGUAUUUAAUUUGAAAUAUAUUUUUGCUGAAUACUCGGUAUUGUUUUAUAUUUGUUUAUAUAUUUGAGAUUAACUCUCUCUGGAGGGUCUCCCCUCUUUUCACAGUUUUGUGUCAUGUGUUUCAUGUCCAUCUCCUAAUUGGUUUUUAUGAAAAAAGGAAAAGAAAAAAAAAAGUGCCUGUCAUAAGUGGAAAGCAGCAAUCAUAUCUUAAAAGGAUAGUUCACCCAAAAAUGAAAAAUCUGUUUUUCAUUUGCAUUCUCAUUCAUUCACCUUGAUGUUGAGUCACGACAUGAAGAACAAAAUGAAGUUGAGUAAAUGAUAAUUGAUUUUUGGGUGAACUAUUUCCUUGAAAGAGAAAUAGUCUUAUUUUUUCCCAUGGUGUAGUCUGAUGUUGAAGUAUUUAUGCUAGACUAGAGAGUAGAUAUCAGUUUAAAGUGAGAGAUAUUUGCUUUUUCAUUGAUUGUUCUCUGGUUUUGAAUUAUACUGCUUCGCUUGAAGGAAAAUUAAUUAAUUUUUUUUUACUUUUUCGACUGAGUAAUAAAUAGCAGCAAUUAUCAAAGAGGAACGUGUGCAUUCACCUCUUAUGUAUGCAGGAAAUAGAAUUUGGCCUCUGCAAGAGGGUUUUUCAUUUUUGUUAAUUUUAAUUAUUUAUUUCUGUCCAGAAUAGUCAUGGCAGUCUUUUUAAUAUCAUAGUCUUUAAUUCAUUUGCCAUGUUUGUUUUCUGUCUGUAUUGUAUUUAGAAGCGUUUGUUUUAUUUACAUUUUUAUUGUGGAGCAGGAAGACAUAUUCCAUCUAAAUAUGGGCAUAUGAUCUGAAGUUAGCAGAAAAUUAGAUGGAAAAUACAAUAACCAAACCUGCACUCAGGGGCAACAUCCUAAUGCCUUUUUAUUUGGUCAAGUCUCCUUCCUUAUUGCAUUUACUGUAAAGUUUUAUAGUGGUCUAACCCAUACAUUAGAAUUAUUGGAAUUUGAUUCACUCACUUUUGAACGUAUGCUAUCCUCAUAAAAUAAUUCUGACGUGUAUGAAUUUGGGCUUUAUGUAUGGAAAGUCCCUAAAUUCAGUUGCAUAAUUUUAACAAGCUUCCAUUUAGAUGUCACACAUUAUCCUGCUUCUCAGAUUAGUUUUAGAGUGCAGAAUGUACCAUUUGAGAACUUUUAAACUAUACUUUUUCUGAUAUGUUGAUUUGCUUUAUUGUCCUUUGGACUUUUUGUAAUGUCUUUUUUUUAUUUAUUUUUUUUUUUUUUUUAUGUCCCAAAUGAUUAAUCCUGUUGCAUCAGCCAUUGCAAGCCUUUGCUAAAUAUCUCUUAAAAAAAAAAAAACGUGAAAGAGUGCAACUAUGAAUUAACUCAACAAUAUACAUUAAUAAGGUAUGAAUAAAUUCCUAUCUGUAAUCAGAGGGUUUAUUUUUUCCCAUUUUGCCAUUGCCAUCUGUUACGUUGCUUCCCCAAUCAAACAGUUCUUCUCCUUCAGAAAGCAUUUGAUAUUAUUUGUGAGUAUAAUAUCAGAAGGUAUGUCCAGUGCUCCAAUGUGUUAGAAUUGAAGUUGUCCAUAAUAAUGUAUGGUAAGCAUUCUAUGUGAUUAUGCUAUCCGAGAUAGUUGGGUGAGUGCAAUUUAGAUUUCACUGUUUGAGUGUAGUUACGUGUCAAUGUUUUGUGCCAAUGUGUGGUUGUAUCAUUCUCUUAAAUGGGAUUAAGUCUUAAAGCAGGCAUUUGUUUGUUUUGAUAGGGUUAUGGGCAGCAGUUGUGCUUCUGCAUUGGCGCAGAGUAACGGAAGUGACUGAUUUGAAUGUAAUUGUACACCAGCAAACCAAUCAGUCUACAUGGAUUAUGGAUUUAACAAAAUUAUGUAAUGGCUUUCCGUAAUCAAAUGCAUCACAUAAAUGAGUGCCUUUUAUCACGUCUUUAAUUGUCAGCUAUUUCGCUAAUUGAUGUUUCAAAUUUGAGAAAACAUUGAUUGUGAAGGAAUUUUUUAAUCUGGCAAUAAGUAAUGGUUGGGGAUUUUUUAUUGUAUCUCAGAAAAUCUAUGAGACCUCAAAACUCAUGCCUACCUUCUGUAACAAAUUCUUGUAAUCCAGAAGCAAUUUAAGGGGACAGUUUCACUGGCCACCAAAUGAUGAGAAUGCAUAAGGAAAAAAAUUAGCAUUUGCAGUAACUGACCUGUACAGACUUGUCAAUCAUGUGCAAUAUGGAUCAUACCUACUUUUUGUGUUUCCCACUGUUUUUGAAUUGGUAUUACAAUUAUUCAGGCAGGCAUCAAUGGCUAAACUAUUAUCAAAGCUGUUUUUGCCCCCCACCAUUCAGUGGCACUUCCGCAGUUCCUAAUUCUGCACACUAACGGUUUUACAAUUAAUGAAUGGACUUGGAAGAUAAAGCCCAAAUCAGUCAAAAAUAUUUGGAUGUUAUGGCUAUUGAAGUUAGUAAUACCAAUCCAUUAAUGUUUUAAGCUUACAUACGGCUUUGGACAUGUUCUCUGCUCAGUCAUACACAAUUAUGCUUUAUACCAUACGCAGGUGAUUUCACGGUAUAUUAAAAUAAAAAUGAUGAUGUUUAGUGUUCUAUGAUUCUAAUGAAUUUUGGCAGCUAGUUUCUUUUUUGUGCUGAUCAGGUUUUUGAUUGUUGUUUGUAAUAUAGGAAAAGUCCACUUAUGGAUCAAGGAAUGCUCUGUGUGAGUUUGAUUCUUUAUUUGCUCUGUUUGUUAUUUGGAUUAAAGUUUUCAAUUUCAUUGAUUUCUAAGGACAAAUAGAUGGUCAAUUAUGAACAUAGUCGAAGUAAUGUUUUGUAAAUGCUAAAUUACAUUUAAUAGGACUGUCAUGUGGAUCUUUUCGAUUGUGUAAAAAUGCAAUGGAAUGCAUAGACUUUUUCUGUAUUUUUUUAAAUAAAACAAUUUUAUGAGUAUAUCACUGCAACAGAGAUUGAAAAUAUGCAAAAAUAUGCAUUGUCAGCAGUUAUCCACAGUCAUUUGUCAUUCUGUUCUCUUUCAGACAGACCUGCCAUUAAAUGUGCUGUUACUGAGGUAAACAAGAUGUGAAAUACAAAAGCUUGAUUGAUCCUGGUUAUCUGCAGGUGUACUUAUGAUAAAAUACACUAACAUUAAUGUUACCAAUGUCAUUUAGAGGAGUUUCCACAAUUACAUGCAUUUCCAAUACAAUACAUCUCUUAAAUUAAUUUGUUUAGUUGCCAUAAUAUUAUAUUCAUUCAUAUACAUUUUAAUAAUUGAUUGCGUAAAUACAGUUUACUCAAUAUAUUAAUUUACCCCAUUAAAAAGGCCAUAAAAGGUCAUAAAGUCAUCUAAGGCACAGUCUUGUAUGUGUAUAAUGUGAGGCCAGUUGUUGGGUUACUCUCCCUCAGAGUCCACUGCACUCCUCUUCCUGAAAGGCUUAUAAAAAUCUUUUGCAAGCAGCCAUGUUUCAUGACUCUCUCUGUCCCCAAAGUGUUGUUCUGAAAGACUACUCCUUUUCAGUUCACCUUCAGCAUGAACUAGACCCAAGGUUCUGGCUUAUUCCGUGGCCCCUUUGGCUUUCCAAAACGUGAUCCAAAAG